GAGUCCACAGCCAGCCAAAACUCCUAAACAAACAUUUCUUUUUCUUUUGAAAAGUUAUUCAAAUACAUUUUUUUUUCUUUGAGUUAUUUUUUGUGCGUGUUUGUGUUAAGCCGAAAACUAAACAAAAUGCUGAAAUUUUUUCUUCCGUGUCUGGCGCUGUUGGCACUGAGCAGCGCGUUGAAAAUUCACGAGUACGAGCAUGAGGAGCACGCCAAGUACGAGCCGGAACAUGAGGAGACCGAGGUGCAUCAUGAGGUGGAUCACAAGCACGCCACAUCGCAUCAGAGCGUUAAAUUCCAUCACUAUCAUGCCGUGCCCGUCUACAUUAAGCACGAGGAUCAGCAUCUGGUCAAGAAGCCCAUCGAGAUUGGCGGCACCAAGCAGAAGUUGAAGAUAUUGCACCCCAAAACUGAACACAAUCACAAUCAUGGACUUGUGCUGGAGAACCACAGCGAGUCGCAUUUGCACGAGCAUGGACACUACGAGGAGCCAGUGCAUCAUUCCGAGCACUACGAGCAUUAUGCGCACCACGAAUAGGCGUAGCUGGGGCCCUUUUAGACCCAAUUCUCCCUAACCCAUUUUGCCAAAUAAUUUUUAAUAUUUUCUCAUAUCAGAUGAGAGUCUGUUUCUUAAAU
Molecule: messenger RNA, 635 nt
Organism: Drosophila montana
Lineage: Eukaryota; Metazoa; Arthropoda; Insecta; Diptera; Drosophilidae
Product: histidine-rich glycoprotein
Exons: 2
Coding region: 127-537 (136 amino acids)
Source: RefSeq, a predicted model, not a curated record